UGUGAGAGCAUGGUAUUGGACUAUUGGUACUACCCUCCCAACCCGCCUACCCGGGGAGAUUUCGGUCAAAGUGCUUUUCGUCACGAGAUAGAGCAGUCGCGAAAUUAUUUUAGUCCUGCUUCAUACAAGUCAAGUUGGCAAUUCUGGGUGUCCAACAUGAGUAAAAUUACUAAAGAAUUCUUGUUAAAGAGAAUGAAAAAGAAAAUGAAGCCUAGCCCAAGUCAUUGGACCGGAACCGAUCAUUUGAAUGCCGCAUUAGAGGAGGCCGGCUGUAAGACCCCCGACGAAAUGAUGAUAGCCUUCCACCGUGCCAUGACAGGAUCAUCUGAACCAAUCUCAAGACUCCCAGAAAGUCUAACGCGCUCUCUCUACCCAGUUGAUGGAGAACAAAAAGUGGAUGAUGACGAUGAUGAUGACGAUGAUGAUGACUUUGGCUUCCGCAAGUUCUUGAAUCCAAAGGUUGUUCGUGGGAACUGGAAAAUGCCUCGCCUCCACCCCAUUUUCUCGACCGCCAACUUGUUUCUAGUUGUACUGAUAACUAGAUCCCCUAAUGGCAGAAACAUUCCAAGCGAUUAUUUUGAUAAAUUGCGGAAUUCUUUUUUGGAAAAUGGCCCGGCCAUCAGAAAAUUUCUCUACGACUUGAGCGGUCUGCAAUACGAAAUCCAUCUUAUUCAGGAAUGCGCCGCUGAUGAACCGAUCUCGAUUCUUGAAAGUGACACGGCCUCAGACGACAGUUCAGCCGAUGACUUUGUCGAUUUCCCAGCGAGCCAUGUCGAACAUCUUUUCAUGUAUCAUUUCGUCGGCAACGCGAAAGUAGGGUACAUGGUUAAUUGCCCUCUGGAUCUAAAUGGCAGCAUGUCGAAUUAUGCUGCUAAUCUGAGAAAUUUGGAGAUGGGCGGAAUUAAACCUGCUGACGUGAUUUACAUGUCUCAUGGACUUGAAAUGGAUGCUGCUUCGAAUGAUUCCUUUUACGAUGUCGUUCCCAACUUUACCAUCUUUUCUGGAGACAAAAUGAUGGAGAAACUCAAAGAACUUAAUUCGCCAGAAUCUUCUGGCAUUCCGGAUAGUCACAAUUCCGCAGUGGAUGGAUUCCUGUCUGCUGCUGGAUACCGUGCCAAAAACAGCCCAGAUUCGAAUUGAGCUUCGCAACGUGGAAGUACCAGGCAAAGCCCUCCAAAAAUGAUUUUCAGAAUUCAUGUUCUUAAUGUCGGAGAACCAAUCCAGAGAUCCCGUUUUUCUUCAGUUUUAUCUUCUCCAAGUUUACUUAACUGAUCUCAUUCAGGAUUUUUUUCAUAACUAUUUCUCAUGUAACGCAUCACUUUUUCUUGGUAUUCUCGUAAGAAAAAUACACAACGAAAGGUGCUUCAGUUGCUUGCUGGCCUUGCUGUUGGUCGAGCGACUGGAAGAAUCUCAUUCAAACUUUAAAA
Messenger RNA from Daphnia pulicaria, 1427 nucleotides. RefSeq lists its product as uncharacterized. The coding region runs from base 10 to 1140 and encodes 376 amino acids. The record is from RefSeq and is a predicted model, not a curated record. NCBI's taxonomy places the organism in Eukaryota, Metazoa, Arthropoda, Branchiopoda, Diplostraca, Daphniidae. The transcript is spliced from 5 exons.